This is a messenger RNA of Sparassis crispa, 276 nucleotides long. RefSeq lists its product as hypothetical. The coding region runs from base 1 to 276 and encodes 91 amino acids. The record is from RefSeq and is a predicted model, not a curated record. Lineage: Eukaryota; Fungi; Basidiomycota; Agaricomycetes; Polyporales; Sparassidaceae. The transcript has a single exon.
AUGUAUACUACCUCGAAGAAGAGUACGUGCAACCAGACGGAAUCGUCCUCGCCGGAGAGUACGAACGCGACGAGCGCGACGAAAGCGAGCACGCACGCGAGGAUACCGCUAUAUGCCAAUGCGAGAGCUAUGAUCUCCGUCUUGGACCGCGUGGUGUCUGGUUUCCAUCCGCCGUCCUAUGAGCCUCCGCCGCCGCCCUCUAAAUCGGGCGCAUUUGGGUUCGCCACGUUGGCGGCGGGAAGAUCUGGCAGUGAAUCGGUGUCAGCGUCGGUGUAG